AUGAGCCCUCAGGUAUCUUUCACCAAGAAGCGCCGCUGGUCUCCUCGGAUGGAGGACCAAUAUAUACUGGCGAAUGCGAAAAAGAAUAUCUCUAGCCUCCAUACGUUCACUUUUAAUUUCUUGAAGAAUAAGGCCUCACCGAGAACCAAAUACAGAACUUCUCAGGUUGAGAUUCAACAUUCCGACGAAGAGAGGAUUGCCUCUAUGCUUGCAAACGCGACGCAUACCCAAUUGGAUCUCCAUAAACAGUCCGACUCUGACGGAGAUCAAGGUCGCCCUCUGAGCUCAUUGUCUAGCAACAUAAGCUCAAGAAGAAGCAUUCACGGCAGCUCCAGCCCCCCAAUCACCCCGCUUCUUGUCCAUUCUGAACUAGAUCUUUCAACCACCGAGCCAUUUCCAGACUACUACGAGUCAUGCGAGCAGAAUCCGGCGGUCAUCGACAAGGACCUCGAGGAGGCAUAUAAUAAUGCUAUCGCAAAGGUGUUCGAAGAGUCCGUGCGAAUGAGAAACCUUGGUGCCGGUAUCCCUGUUACAGUCUCCCCUCUUGCAACUCACGUUGCUGUCCUUGAUACUACUGUUCGCAGCCAGUCUAAUACGGCACCAACCCCUAUCUCUCAAAUCUCGCCUGCCACAUCUGUCCGUGCCGACUUCGACAAGGGCGCAUCCAUGACUUCUACCUCUCAGGCCUGGGUCUCCCUUGACGACACUGGCGCCCAUCCCAACAAAGUUUCUAAUCGGAUGCCCGCCAUAUCCAAUGAUGUUUCUAUUCAAGAUGUCGCUUCUGGAGCAGGCCCCAUAUCCACCAUUGUGCCUCAAUUUAUAGCGGAUAGGAAGGCCAAUAUCCAAUCCAAACAUAUCCUUUCCGGUUCAUCGUCUUCUGCCAGUAAUGACUCAUCGGAAAGGGCUCUGAGCCAACCAUCUCCGGUUGUAUCUGUGUCACACAUCAUCUCUGGUACUAGUGAUACCAGGACUCGCGAUGAGCAGAACAACCAAUACUGUGAACUGAGCUUCCACUCCUCUCAGCAUACCCUGCCUGGGGCUAUUGGCAGUCAUAACGUAGCUCAGGCUUACUUCUCUUCGCUGCAGGCCUCCAUGCCACUCCCUGGAAGCACUUGUAGCAGCCAGGUGUCCAGGAGGACGCUCUCCAUUGAUGAAAUGGCUAUGCCAGAUGAGCAUCCCACCCCAAACUUUCAACCUCCUAUCGGAACGGGAAGGCCUCUACCUGGCACUACACCAAAGCCUACUCGUAACCCACAGAUGCAGCGUCGCCUUCAUGAAGCUGAAGAGCGAAAGCUUAACAUCCUCGAAGAGAUGAGGAUCAUACUUCGUGCAGACCACAUGAAGGAAGACAUUCAAAGACGCUUUACUGUCAUGACCAACAUUAUCCUCCGCAUGGAGUGGAUUCUUUUCCGUCGUGACGUGAAGCCCGACGGUACUCGCGCUAAGGAAUUUCUCGCUGCUCCCGUCGUCGGAGAGGUCCAAGAGCUGGCGAUUCCAAUGGUUCAAUAUAUUGCCUGGCUUGACAAAAAGCUAGAGAGUGAGCUCAGCAUCUCACAGCAGGUCCUCCAUUGGAUCAUACAGAUCGCAAAGGAUCAGGAUCUCAACGUUUAUCAGCGUUUUAGACAGACGGCCCGGGUUAUCAUCGGAAGCCUCCGAAAGCCACGCCUGCUGGAAAAACACCUCUUGGAUGUCUUCCAAGAUCUGUAUGACACGUACGUGUACAGCGACUUCCUCAAUAUCCGCAAUCGACAAAUUCUCCGCGAAGAAGGGCUUCACAUCGAGCGUGACAAUCUCGCCCGCCUCUUAAUUGCAGGCUGGGACGUUCUGAGCCGCGCCAUCGAGAACUACAACGAGAUCAUCACUAUCAACCUCGAUCUUAAAAGCCGCUUCGUCGAUCCAAUCAUGGAUCGGCUGCCUCGUUCGUAUGAGAUCUGGGAGGGAGAGUGGAAGGAGCACCAGCGGCAGUGCGAAAUCUAG
Aspergillus bombycis is the source of this 1977-nucleotide messenger RNA. RefSeq lists its product as uncharacterized. The record is from RefSeq and is a predicted model, not a curated record. The transcript has 3 exons. The coding region runs from base 1 to 1977 and encodes 658 amino acids. NCBI's taxonomy places the organism in Eukaryota, Fungi, Ascomycota, Eurotiomycetes, Eurotiales, Aspergillaceae.